CCUAUCCAAAAUACAGUAGAACCAAAUCCAAAUGGCUUUUCCUCUGCAAUUGCACUCAUCGUCUCUACCAAUCCGGCACGAAACUCGUCUGUGUUUCUUACCAAAUCCGAUAAAAGCAUCGUUGUCGGAAAACACACCGCAAUUCCGGAAGCUGUUGCCUCAACUGGUUACUUCUGUUCCGGCCAAGUCUCUCAAUUUCUUCCUCUCCGGCACCCUCGCUCUUGCUUUCUCCUUCACCGGAGUGGGAUUUGCCGAGGGAUUAGUUGGUGUGAAUAAGCCAGAAUUGCUACCCAAACAGUUCACUACUGUAAUUGAUGUUGCUGGAUUCCUCUCCGAUGGCCAGGAAAGAAGAAUUGCUCAGGAAAUCGAUGCCCUGGAAAAAGAUACCGGAUAUAAGUUGAGACUUCUGGCCCAGAAUUAUCCCGAUACACCUGGCUUAGCAAUCAAAGAUUUCUGGAAAGUCGAUGACAACACGAUUGUAUUUGUUGCUGAUCCCACAUUCGGAAAUAUAUUGAACUUCAACGUUGGGGCGUCGGUGGAUCUGGACAUACCACGUAGCUUUUGGAGCCGAUUAGCUGGGAAAUAUGGAAACAUAUUUUACUGGAAAGAAAAGGGAGAAGAUGCAUCUGUAGAAGCUGCUGUGAUGGCCAUAUCGACUUGCUUAAGAGAACCGGUCAGUGCAAAUAAUUGCUCAGAGGUAAAAUGAAAUUCUCCGUACUGAAUAAUUCGGUUCUUUCAUCUGUUGUAAGAAAAGAAAAAUAAAAGGAGAUUGUACUACGGUAUAUUAUAGAGGCGUGAUAUCGAUUAUCGAGGCUUGUAUUCGAAGUGCAAAACUACUUUAGGUCACUUGACUGUUGCCCAACUAUAUGACUUUAGUUUGCACUCAA
Messenger RNA from Erythranthe guttata (spotted monkey flower), 887 nucleotides. RefSeq names its product thylakoid lumen 15.0 kDa protein. NCBI's taxonomy places the organism in Eukaryota, Viridiplantae, Streptophyta, Magnoliopsida, Lamiales, Phrymaceae. The record is from RefSeq and is a predicted model, not a curated record.